Glycine soja is the source of this 888-nucleotide messenger RNA. RefSeq lists its product as uncharacterized. Bases 1 to 888 code for a protein of 295 amino acids. The record is from RefSeq and is a predicted model, not a curated record. Lineage: Eukaryota; Viridiplantae; Streptophyta; Magnoliopsida; Fabales; Fabaceae. The transcript has a single exon.
AUGGGCCAAUUGGCACACGACAAAGCCGAACGGUCCACUAGAACUUUCGGGGCUAACACGGAGAAAAACUCGAAGGAAGAAUGCAAGGCAGUGCUGACUCGAGGGCAGAAAAAAGGCAAGGAGGAAGGUAAGGUUGAAGAAAAAGACCAGCCAGAGGAAGAAAGGACAGAGACACCAGAAGAAAGGACAGGAGAAGAAGAGAAGGUGGCAUCACCACCUAAAACCAAGAGCCAGAAAGCAAGAGAAGCCAAGAAGGAAGAACCACCAGCCCUACCACAAGAUCUCCCAUAUCCUGUGGUACUCACCAAGAAGAACAAGGAACGCUACUUCAGACGUUUCUUGGAAAUAUUCAAAGGGCUGGAGAUCACUAUGCCAUUCGGGGAAGCCUUACAGCAGAUGCCCCUCUACUCCAAAUUUAUGAAGGACAUCCUCACCAAGAAGGGGAAGUACAUUGAUAAUGAGAAUAUUGUGGUAGGGGGUAACUGCAGCGCUAUAAUACAGAGGAAGCUACCCAAGAAGUUUAAGGACCUCGGAAGUGUUACCAUUUCGUGCACUAUAGGGAAGGAAACGGUGAACAAGGCCCUCAUUGAUUUAGGAGCAAGUAUCAAUCUGAUGUCCUUAUCAAUGUGUAAAAGAAUCGGGAAUUUGAAGAUAGAUCCUACCAAGAUGACGCUUCAACUAGCAGACCGUUCGAUUACAAGGCCAUACGGGGUGGUAGAAGAUGUCCUAGUCAAGGUACGCCACUUUACUUUUCCGGUGGACUUUGUCAUAAUGGAUAUCGAAGAAGACACAGACAUUCCCUUCAUCUUAGGCAGACCUUUCAUGCUAACUUCCAAUUGUGUGGUGGAUAUGGGGAAUGGGAACUUGGAGUUGAGUAUUGACAAUUAG